This is a messenger RNA of Notolabrus celidotus (New Zealand spotty), 1315 nucleotides long. Its product is annotated as GTPase IMAP family member 4-like. Lineage: Eukaryota; Metazoa; Chordata; Actinopteri; Labriformes; Labridae. The record is from RefSeq and is a predicted model, not a curated record. The coding region runs from base 35 to 1117 and encodes 360 amino acids. The transcript has 3 exons. Gene Ontology annotation, molecular function: GTP binding.
CUCAUACCUAACACGCCAAGCCUGGAGCUGGUCAAUGUCCACCACUCAGGUCUGGAACAGCGUAUUAGGCCACCUGGGAACUGGAAAAGGUACUCCUGAGGCAAUGGCUGAAGCGAUCCCACUGAGAGAAAAGAAGCAGAAAACGCUCCCUCGCUCUGAUGGGUGUGGUCUCAAUAACUUUGACGCUCUGGACCUGUCUGGAGGGUUGAGGAUAGUCCUAGUGGGCAAGACUGGAUCAGGGAAGAGUGCGACAGGAAAUACCAUCCUUGGAAGAGCUGCAUUCAAAGAGGACCCCAGCCCCGUGUCUGUAACCAAACACUGUGAGACACAGAACGGGGAGGUGGACGGGACUUUGGUCCAGGUGAUUGACACUCCAGGUCUGUUUGACACAGGCAUCACAGAGGAGGAAUUAAAAACCAGGAUAGAGGAGUGUGUCAAGAUGUCUGUGCCCGGCCCUCACGCCUUCCUGCUGGUGAUCCGGCUUGGAGUGCGGUUCACCGAGGAGGAACGAAACGCUGUGAAGUGGAUCCAGGAUAACUUUGGAGACGACGCCUCCAUGUACACCAUCAUGUUGUUUACGUGUAAAGAUCAGGCCAAAGCUGACAACGCUCUAAAGGAGUGCAAGGAGCUGCGGAGACUCUCCAUCACAUUUGGCCGCAGAUACCACGCCUUCAACAACAACGACGCAGACGACCGCGUGCAGGUCAACGAGCUCAUCACCAUGAUCAAGGAUAUGAUACAGGAUAACGGAGGGAAACACUACACCAACGAGAUGUACGAGAGGGCCCAGAGGAAGCUGAGAGAGGAGGAGGAGCGCAGGAAACAGGAAGAGGAAGAGAAGAAAGAGGAGGAGAGGAAAGUAUGGGAUGCAGAGAGGGAGAAGCAAGAGAAAGAGAGAGCAAAGAAGAAAAAUGUUAGAAUAAAGAAUAUCCGCGUAGCAUCUGCGGCUGCUGCCGUGUUGGUGGUAGCUGGGGUGGUUAUAGCUGUGGGAGCUAGUAACACAGUGGCUUUGGCUCUGGGAGCGCCUGUGCUGGUUCUGGGAGUGUUGUGUGGUUUAGCUGCCAUCUGCGUAUGGAAGGGGAUACGAUGUAAAGCCAAAAAAGGAGUUCCUGUAUAACCUGCUGGAAGCUUCUCAUGAGGACAUACAGACCCAUCUGAACUGAGUAUAUAUGACGGACACACUGAUUUAUUUCACAGAACAAAUCUAAGAAUAACGCUGUUGGUAUUUCCUCCAUCCUGCUGUUGUGACAUGCCCUUGCAAUCAAAGAGAUAUGUGAAUUUAACACUGACAGUAAACCAGAGGUAUGAAAUGCAA